CUAGCUAGUUUCCAAUAUCAUCUCAGUGCAGAGGGAGUUAUUAUUAGUAAUCCGCGUCAUUAUUAUUGGGUAGCUAGAGACAUGGCUACUCUGAAGCUUAUCCCCGUUUUCCUCCUUCUGCAGUUGGUAAUCUCUGUUUUCUUCGUAGACCCCAUCACUGCGCAGGGCCUGAAAGUAGGGUUCUACAAGAAAACAUGCCCAUCUGUGGAGGCCAUAGUCAAAAAGACGACAGCACAUUUCAUCUCCAGAGCACCCACCCUCGCCUCUCCUCUAUUAAGGAUGCAUUUCCAUGACUGCUUCGUCAGGGGAUGUGAUGGUUCAGUGCUCUUGAACUCUACCGCGACCAACCAAGCUGAGAAAUCUGCAAUCCCCAACCAAAGCCUUCGCGGGUUCCAGGUCGUCGAUGCUGCAAAGGCCGCUGUAGAGAAAGCAUGUCCCGGAGUAGUCUCAUGUGCAGACAUUCUUGCCUUGGUAGCAAGGGAUGUUGUGUCCCUGAUCGAAGGACCACGUUGGGAAGUUCCCACUGGACGGCGAGAUGGAAGAGUGUCGUUGGCCUCGGAAGCCCUGACAAAUCUGCCACCCCCUUUCUUUAACAUCACCCAACUGAAGGCAUCAUUCACCAGAAAAGGUCUAAGCGUGAAAGACCUGGUGGUGCUCUCAGGUGGACACACAAUUGGCAAUUCCCACUGCCCCUCCUUCACCAACCGGCUAUACAACUUCACCGGCAAGGGAGACACUGACACCUCUCUGGAUUCCAACUACAUUCCCAAGUUGAAGAGCAAAUGCAAGCCAGGAGAUGUGACCACCAUCGUGGAGAUGGUUCCUGGCAGCUUCAAAACAUUCGACGCUGAUUACUACACGCUCGUGGCUAAGAGACGAGGACUCUUCCAAUCCGAUGCUGCUCUUCUCACCGACAGCGACACAAGGGCUUAUGUCAAGCUCCAGGCUUCCACCCAUGGAUCUACCUUCUUCCAGGAUUUUGGGGUGUCCAUGGUCAACAUGGGUAACAUUGGAGUCCUUACUGGCUCCGCUGGUGAAAUCAGGAAACAUUGUGCUUUCGUUAACUGAUGAGCAACGUCUACUUUUUGAAUUUGGACUUUGGAGCAUAAUAGAUUUUGUCGCUGUUGCGUGUCACUUGGCCUUGGCGUUCCAACUUCCUAGGUCUGAUGAAGGGGAAGGAUAAUACUGAGAGGACAACGCCCUUCCCCAGGCUUUUUUCACUGUUGAUCUGGAAUAUUGUGUGCUCCCACGUUAGUCUAGCUAUUGGUGUUUUUUUUUUUUUGGUUCAAUAUGUAACAACUAAACAAUAAAGUAUGCUCCUCUUGCUUUAAUUUCUUCGA
Molecule: messenger RNA, 1340 nt
Organism: Nelumbo nucifera (sacred lotus)
Lineage: Eukaryota; Viridiplantae; Streptophyta; Magnoliopsida; Proteales; Nelumbonaceae
Product: peroxidase 27-like
Biological process (GO): response to oxidative stress; hydrogen peroxide catabolic process
Molecular function (GO): peroxidase activity; heme binding
Source: RefSeq, a predicted model, not a curated record